Molecule: messenger RNA, 1598 nt
Organism: Lates calcarifer (barramundi perch)
Lineage: Eukaryota; Metazoa; Chordata; Actinopteri; Centropomidae
Product: low affinity immunoglobulin gamma Fc region receptor II
Exons: 9
Coding region: 104-1192 (362 amino acids)
Biological process (GO): cell surface receptor signaling pathway
Molecular function (GO): transmembrane signaling receptor activity
Source: RefSeq, a predicted model, not a curated record
AGCAGGAGAGAAAACCACAGUGACACAGAGGAAGAGGGCGGGCUUCACUCAGCCUCUCUACCAACAAACCUCAACAGUUGAUCACAGAGCACCGAGCAGGACCAUGAAGGAGACGUCUCUACAUCUGCUCUUUGUGAGCUCACUGCUGAUCUGCUCAACAAACCAAGCUCGUCUGACUGUGAGUCCCAGCAGAUCUCAGUUUUUUAAAGGAGACUCCGUCUCUCUGAGCUGUGAGGAGGACGACAGCUCUGCUGGAUGGAGGCUGAGGAGGACGACAACCGAUAAAACCAGAGCUGAGUGUGAUGGUACCUGGGGAGAAUCAUCUGGUUCUUCCUGUAUCAUCAGCUACACCUUCACCUGGGACAGUGGAGUUUACUGGUGUGAGUCCAGAGAGGGAGCAACCAGUAACAUCAUCAGCAUCACUGUCACUGGUGGAUCAGUGAUCCUGCAGAGUCCUGUCCUCCCUGUGAUGGAGGGACAUGAUGUCACUCUGCACUGUAAAACAAAGACCACUCCCUCCAACCUCCCAGCUGCUUUCUAUAAAGAUGGCUCCCUCAUCAGGACUGAGCCUACAGGUCACAUGACCAUCCACCAUGUUACCAAGUCUGAUGAAGGCCUCUACAAGUGUAACAUCAGCAGUGAUGGAGAGUCUCCACCCAGCUGGAUCACUGUCACAGAGAAACCCACCACCACACCUACACCUGCAUCCACAUCUCUCUCUGGUUCCACCCCUACCACCCCUCCUCCUCCUCCUUUCCCUGUGAUGGAGGUUGUUGUCUCUGUCUGUGCUCUGGUUGUUCUGGUGUCACUGGUUCUACUGUUGAGACGAUGUGUUCAGAGGAAACAUAAAGCUGAUGAAGAGGAAGACAGAGAAGAUGACAUCACUAAUGACAUCACAUACGCUGACGUCAAAAUAUUACAUCACCAGCAACAGCCAAUCAGAGGGAGCAGAGAGAGUGAUCCAGCUGCAGUCUACUCAGCAGGGAGAACAGAAGACGUCACUUAUGGACAAAUAGUCAUCAAAGACAAAAAGUCAAAGACGAGAAAGACGAGAGAGAGUGAUCCAGCUGCAGUCUACUUAGCAGUGACAAGAGAAGACGUCAGUUAUGGACAAAUCAACAUCAAAGACAAAAAAACAAAGAUGAAAGCGUGUCCACCAGAACCAGAGGUGGUCUACUCUUCACUGAGGUAGACCUUCACUCCUUCACACCGGUCCACCCACUGACGUCCUCCUGCUGACUGUAACUGCUCCCCACAGCCUCUCACACCAGACUACACUCAUUUUAUAUGUUGUGUGUCUUGUUCUCACUAAAUUAACCUCAUGCAGCUACAGAGACAAACAACAAGUCCACAUAGUUCUCAGUGUUUCAGAAGGUUACAAACAGCACUAACAUGUUACUUGUUGUCGUCCUUUCAUUUAUUCAUUCCUGUUUACCAGAAUCUGAUGAUACCUGCCAUUAGUUUAGUGGUUAAUGAAGUCAUUUUGUGUUGUUAUUUAUAAUCUGUCUGUUUUUUGGAGCUUGCUCUUGUUCCUGCAGCAGUGAUCUGGUUUCUCUGCAGGAUCAAUAAACUUUAGUCUCAUUAGUUGUUGUUGUCAU